AUGUCUGAUGUUCAAACCCAGCUCUCCAAAAACAACCAGAUCAAAAACAAAAUCAAAUCCUCUUUCGCUUCAUGGCUAGCUGCUGCUGCUGCGGCAGGCCAGCUCAUUAAGAAGGGCUACAAGAAAAGUACACACUACACUGCUGUUGGUGCCAAAAAGCUCUACAAGCCCAUCGACGCUGUUGUUCCAUCUAAACAGACCCUCAAGAGCUCCAAAGACUUCCUCUUCAACAAGUAUCCCAGUCUUUACGAUGGCUAUCGCAGGGUCCCCAACUCCAAGGUCAUCAGAGAGGGCAUUGUGAGCUGGUUCAAGCGUUACAAAGAUGUUUGUCUCGACUACAUCAAGAAGUUCUUGUCUGGCCCCAUGGGAUUCAUCAAGAUCAUCUUCAGUCUCAUUGUCGCUGAAAUGGCAGACAACAAAGACUUGAUCAAGAAGCUCUCAGCCAAAGUUCCCAAGCAAGUUAAGGACUAG
Molecule: messenger RNA, 471 nt
Organism: Ascoidea rubescens DSM 1968
Lineage: Eukaryota; Fungi; Ascomycota; Saccharomycetes; Ascoideales; Ascoideaceae
Exons: 1
Coding region: 1-471 (156 amino acids)
Source: RefSeq, a predicted model, not a curated record